GAAGACGUUCCAGACAUGAUGGAGAGGUUCUUGAGCUUCGUUGUGGUCUGCGUGGGAGUGUCUUUGCUCCUGUCCUGUCCCUCCGUGCAAGCCUGGUACAAGCAGUCCACCGGACCCACCUACUACUCGGUGGGUCGCGCCUCCGGUCUGCUCUCCGGCAUCAGGAGGUCUCCUUACGUGCGCAGGUCCGAGUCCCAAGAGACGCUGCUGGACAGCGAGGACUCGAGCAGCUUGUCUCCGGAGACGAGCAGGCACGAGAUCUCCUUGCUCAAACGGAUGGCGAUCUGCGUGAAGGACAUCUCUCCAAACCUAAAGAGCUGCGAGCUUCUGCAGGACGGAACCGGAACCUUCCAGUGCAAGGCGGACGUCUUUCUCACCCUGGACUCACUCGACUGCUUGUCCGCAUGAGUCCGCUGCUGGGACCGAGGACGCUCACUGUAGCGCACUGUCGACUCUUGGAUGUUUUAGCAUUAGCAUAUUAGUAGUAGUAGUAGUAGUAGUAGUAGUAGUAGUGCUAUGUCACCUUUUUGCUUGAGUUGUUAUUUUUUCUUGAAAUGCAUUCAAACAUUCAGAAGGUUGACUUUCCUGUAAAUAUUAUUUUUAUCUAUUAAAAUCAACAAACACUUGAUGCGUGGACUAAAAUAUGUCAACUUAGUAGCAAGGAAACGUGCACGUGACAUGACGGAACCUCUAAUUUACG
This is a messenger RNA of Dunckerocampus dactyliophorus (ringed pipefish), 700 nucleotides long. It is a transcript of the gene npb, whose product is annotated as neuropeptide B. The coding region runs from base 16 to 408 and encodes 130 amino acids. Gene Ontology annotation, molecular function: G protein-coupled receptor binding. The transcript has 2 exons. The record is from RefSeq and is a predicted model, not a curated record. Gene Ontology annotation, biological process: feeding behavior; G protein-coupled receptor signaling pathway. Lineage: Eukaryota; Metazoa; Chordata; Actinopteri; Syngnathiformes; Syngnathidae.